GGAGCGGAGCGGAGGAUGCAGCAGCCGCAGCCGCAGGGGCAGCAGCAGCCGGGGCCGGGGCAGCAGCUGGGGGGCCAGGGGGCGGCGCCGGGGGCCGGGGGCGGCCCAGGCGGGGGCCCGGGGCCGGGGCCCUGCCUGAGGCGGGAGCUGAAGCUGCUCGAGUCCAUCUUCCACCGCGGCCACGAGCGCUUCCGCAUUGCCAGCGCCUGCCUGGACGAGCUGAGCUGCGAGUUCCUGCUGGCUGGGGCUGGAGGGGCCGGGGCGGGGGCCGCGCCCGGACCGCAUCUCCCCGCACGGGGGUCGGUGCCUGGGGAUCCCGUCCGCAUCCACUGCAACAUUACGGAGUCAUACCCUGCUGUGCCCCCAAUCUGGUCGGUGGAGUCUGAUGACCCUAACUUGGCUGCUGUGUUGGAGAGGCUGGUGGACAUAAAGAAAGGGAAUACUCUGCUAUUGCAGCACCUGAAGAGGAUCAUCUCCGACCUGUGUAAACUCUAUAACCUCCCUCAGCAUCCAGAUGUGGAGAUGCUGGAUCAGCCCUUGCCAGCAGAGCAGUGCACACAGGAAGACGUGUCUUCAGAAGAUGAAGAUGAAGAGAUGCCCGAGGACACAGAAGACCUAGAUCACUAUGAAAUGAAAGAGGAAGAACCAGCUGAAGGCAAGAAAUCUGAAGAUGAUGGCAUUGGAAAAGAAAACUUGGCCAUACUAGAGAAAAUUAAAAAGAACCAGAGGCAAGAUUACUUAAAUGGGGCAGUGUCUGGCUCGGUGCAGGCCACUGACCGGCUGAUGAAGGAGCUCAGGGAUAUAUACCGAUCACAGAGUUUCAAAGGUGGAAACUAUGCAGUUGAACUCGUGAAUGACAGUCUGUAUGAUUGGAAUGUCAAACUCCUCAAAGUUGACCAGGACAGCGCUUUGCACAACGAUCUCCAGAUCCUCAAAGAAAAAGAAGGCGCAGACUUCAUCCUACUUAACUUUUCCUUUAAAGAUAACUUUCCCUUUGACCCACCGUUUGUCAGGGUUGUGUCUCCAGUCCUUUCCGGAGGGUAUGUUCUGGGCGGAGGUGCCAUCUGCAUGGAACUUCUCACCAAACAGGGCUGGAGCAGUGCCUACUCCAUAGAGUCAGUGAUUAUGCAGAUCAGCGCCACACUGGUGAAGGGAAAAGCACGAGUACAGUUUGGAGCCAACAAAUCUCAAUACAGUCUGACAAGAGCACAGCAGUCCUACAAGUCCUUGGUGCAGAUCCACGAAAAAAACGGAUGGUACACACCCCCAAAGGAAGAUGGCUAACCCCGGAGUGUCGUCCCCUUCCUCCUUCCCCAGGCACCACUGGACCAAUUACCUUUGAAUGCUGUAUUUGGAUCUUACGCUGCCUCUGUGGUUCCCUCCCUCAUUUUUCCUGGACGUAAUAGCUCUGCCUAUUGCAGGACAAUGAUGGCUAUUCUAAACGCUAUGGAAAAACAAACAAACCAUACACACACAACUGUUUCAAGUACUCAAGACUGACGUACAGACCAACCAACCACCUGGCUGGAACCCUUGCUAGCAGGCAUUCUUAUAAAAGAAACUUUCGAGCCUCCUUAUAUUGCUGGAAACUCAGCUGUGCUCCAGACUAGAGCCUCCUUUACCUAUGCUAUGGAUUUUUAAUUUAUUUUCUCUUAUUUCAUGUACACUGCUUUUUUUGGUUACAGUGUAUGAUGGAUGUGUAUGAAAAAAUGUAUCUUUGGGAAAACAAUUACAGUUUGUUAAUUUGAAGAUGCUAGUCUUGACUCAUCUUUAUUUUUAUUCCAACAUCCCACCCCACCCCCAUCCCCUGAACUACUUGGGUGGUGGGGGAGGGGUAGAGAUGAGAGGCUGCACUUCACCACUAAAGCCAGAGAAAGGUGGAGCUGAAGCACAUGCCUGGCGCUCAGAUUUCUUCUGAAGGCCUAUGGAGUGACCAGCAUUUGCCCCCCUUGGCAUGCAGAGCCUGGCCCACUGAACAGCAGUGUAGCAGGCUGAAAUGAUAACCUUAAUUCUUAGGACUAUUUUUCUCUUUUAGUCACAGAUGCUUUCAAAUUUCUAAGAAAAAAUUGGGAAGGUGCUUAAGAGGCUGUUUCACAGAAUUGCUUUUAAAUGAAUUGAGUAGAGUUGGGGGCACAGUCUCAAGUGUGUGCUCGGUCACGCUGGUCUCAGCAUGCUACAACGCUGGUGUUGGCUGGUCCCUCCCUCCCUGGAAAGGGUUUCUAGCUAGCACUGAAGGGAGCAUGUGGGUAGUGUCUCUGCUCACCCUCCUAUCUCUUGCUUUGCUUGGUCUUGUAAGAGAAAGCAGGCAUAACUCUGAAAUUGUUUAGCUUGAAGAAUUGUGGAUUCUUUCAAGCCACUCCUGUAAGGUGGGUCCUCUGAGAAGGUUAGCUUUAAGGGGGUUGUUGUAUAUACCUGUGUCCUUGCCCCAGGCUCUGGGAACUGCUGGGGGAAAGGGAGAGUGAGGCGGGAAAUCUGCUGAGCUCGAACUGUCGGUGUGUUGUCUGUACAUGCUGUUUAAAAGUACAGGCAUCAUGGUGUCUGUGUGACAUGAGCUGCCUGCCUCCCCUGGUCAGCUUGCUUUGGGGUUGACACAGGCUCUUAGGGACAGACUAUGCCUACAGACUGGAUGAUGACUACAAUGACAAAAGCCAGAGAUGGCUAAAUGAAGACGCUAGACUCAGAAAGCCCAGACCUGAGACAGCUGCCUGGGAACCUGUGGGAUAUCAGGAGUUCUGUAAUGCUUUGUUUUAACAUUGGUCAUUUCCCCCCAUUUUCUGUUAAGGGAUUAAUGUGUUGCUGCUUCAGGUGGAUAGAGAGUUCAACAGCCCCCUCGAUGCUGCUCUAACUCUACCCACACCCACCUGCCAUGGGGUGCUAAAAAAUGCUAAGGUUUAGAUAAAGUGGGGACCCCAGAGCUGAAAUCUGGUUUCCAAGGCCUCUGUGGCUUUCUUCUGAACUUAUCACCAGCCCUGGCUGAAAUGUAGAUUGUGUUUUAGUAAUGUGUACUGUGAGCUGUCCUCUGUAUAAUG
Molecule: messenger RNA, 3029 nt
Organism: Pteronotus mesoamericanus
Lineage: Eukaryota; Metazoa; Chordata; Mammalia; Chiroptera; Mormoopidae
Gene: UBE2Q1
Product: ubiquitin conjugating enzyme E2 Q1
Exons: 13
Coding region: 16-1284 (422 amino acids)
Source: RefSeq, a predicted model, not a curated record